AUGACUUCAUUACAAUCCUCCACGUUUUAUGACCAUCAAUCGCAUACCAAUGAUCAGCAGCAACCACAACAGCCACUGCAGCAGCAGCAGCAGCAACAACAACAACAGCAGCAGCAGCCACAACAACAGAGUUCCACAGGGGAAGUACCGCCACUGAUACCUGCUUCAUACUAUGCGACAUUGGACGGUGGUGUAUCUCCGACAUCAAGUACGACAUCUUCAUAUUUCGAUAACAUUGACUACCAGAACCACAAUAAUACACACCAAGAUCAAAAUCAACCACAAUAUCAGCACCAGCAACACCAACAACACCACCCACAACAACCUCAUCUUCAACAUAUUCCAUCCGACUCUUCAAUGAGCGUCCAUCGUCCAGCAACAACAACGAUACCAAAUGGUUCCAACUCAGAUAUACUCGACAACAACACGCCAAUAGGAGACAACAACAUGGACCAAGCAGUACCACCAACAUCCGAAGAUCCUACACCUGGCCCCAAUUCUGACCCAACAGCAGCAACCGCAACAUCAACAGAACAGCCAUUUUACGUUAAUGCUAAACAAUAUCAUCGUAUAUUAAAGAGACGUAUAGCAAGAGCUAAAUUGGAAGAAAAUUUAAAAAUUGCGAGAAUAAGGAAACCAUACUUGCAUGAAUCAAGACAUAAACAUGCAAUGAGAAGACCUAGAGGACAGGGCGGGCGGUUUUUGACUGCGAGUGAAAUUGCUGAAUUGGAAAAGAAGAAAAAACAAGAGGAAUUGGAAGUUAAACAGAACCAGGAGCAAAGUGGGGAGGGAGAAGGUAUCGGAGAAGUAGGUGGAACUGCCAACAACGAUGGUAAUAGUGGAGUAACUGACAGUACAAAUAAUACUACUGGUGGAGAUACAAACACCAAUAAAGGCAUUAAAACUGAACCCACUUGGGGAGAUAGUCAACAGACACAUGAAAACGAAGUUAGUGGAAAUGGGAAUAUAGUGAAGGAGGAAUUGAAUCAAGUUGGAAGUAAUGGUAUCACCCAUUCGACAGAAACAACCACUGUAAAACAAGAGCAACAUAGCAUAAGCUGA
Lodderomyces orthopsilosis Co 90-125 is the source of this 1062-nucleotide messenger RNA. RefSeq names its product Hap2p (gene HAP2). The record is from RefSeq and is a predicted model, not a curated record. Gene Ontology annotation, biological process: regulation of transcription by RNA polymerase II. Gene Ontology annotation, molecular function: RNA polymerase II cis-regulatory region sequence-specific DNA binding; DNA-binding transcription factor activity, RNA polymerase II-specific. Gene Ontology annotation, cellular component: CCAAT-binding factor complex. Lineage: Eukaryota; Fungi; Ascomycota; Pichiomycetes; Serinales; Debaryomycetaceae. The coding region runs from base 1 to 1062 and encodes 353 amino acids. The transcript has a single exon.